CACCACGGCCCUGGGCGGCAACACCCUGACCGGCCGCACCAUGUUCUGCCACCUGGACGCUCCGGCAAACGCCAUAAGCGUCUGCCGGGACGCAGCUCAGGUGGUGGUCGCCGGCCGCAACACAUUCAAAAUCUACUCCUUGGAAGAGGACCACUUUGCGGAGAAGCUGAACCUGCGGGUGGGCCGGAAGCCCUCGUUGAAUUUUAGCUGCGCCGAUGUGGUGUGGCACCAGAUGGACGAGAACCUUUUGGCCACGGCAGCCACCAACGGGGUGGUGGUGACGUGGAACCUGGGCAAGCCGUCCAGGAACAAGCAGGACCAGCUGUUUACAGAGCAUAAAAGGACGGUGAACAAAGUCUGCUUCCACCCCACGGAGGUCUACAUGCUGCUCAGCGGGUCCCAAGAUGGCUACAUGAAAUGCUUCGACCUCCGGAAAAAAGACUCUGUCAGCACCUUCUCAGGUCAAUCUGAGAGCGUGAGAGACGUUCAGUUCAGCAUCCGGGAUUAUUUCACCUUUGCGGCCACUUUUGAGAACGGGAACGUACAGCUGUGGGACAUCCGGAGACCCGACCGCUACGAGCGCAUGUUCACGGCUCAUAAUGGACCCGUCUUCUGCUGUGACUGGCACCCCGAGGACAGAGGCUGGUUGGCGACCGGUGGGCGUGACAAAAUGGUCAAGGUGUGGGACAUGAACACGAACCGAGCCAAGGAGAUCUACUGCGUUCAGACCAUCGCUUCCGUGGCGCGCGUAAAGUGGCGGCCCGAAAGAAAGUACCAUAUAGGGACAUGCUCCAUGAUGGUGGACCACAACAUCUACGUGUGGGACGUUAGGCGACCCUUCAUCCCGUUCGCCACCUUCGAGGAGCACAAGGACGUGACGACGGGCAUCGUUUGGAGACACUGCCACGACCCUUACUUCCUGCUCUCGGGCUCUAAGGACAGCACGUUGUACCAGCACAUCUUCAGAGACGCCAAGAGGCCCAUAGACCGCGCUAACCCCGAAGGCCUCUGCUACGGCCUGUUUGGGGAUCUGGCUUUUGCGGCCAAAGAAAGCCUCAUGUCGUCUUUAUCAUCAUCCAGUGACUCUAAUAGGAAGCCGUACGAUCGGCGCCACCCCAUCUUCUUCCUGAGGAAGCCGGACCCCAUGGAGCAGUUCGAGAACAUAUCCAGCGGGUUGAGUGUUUUUGAGGCGGGCGGAGGAGACAUGGGCUGGUUCGUAGCCACGGCUGAACGAUACGCCUUGGCCGGGAGGCCGCUUUCUGAACUGUGUGAUCAUAACGCCAAAGUGGCCAGAGAACUAAACCGCUGGCAGGUUGCUCAGACAUGGACAAUGCUCAGGAUCAUCUACUGCAGCCAGGGCACCAUGCCACCCAGCAAUCUGAACCACAGCUUGGGCAAAAGUGGUAACGCCUUGCCACUGCUGAACAGCUUCAGCUUAAAGGAGAUGCCCUCUGGGAUGGGCAGUGAAGCCAGACUGGAGCACAGCAAGGGUGACAGCCGAGCAGACAGUGUUCUGAUGGACUCAUCGGCCAUUAAUAAUGAUGAGAACGAGGAGACGGAAGGCAGCGACGUCCCUGCUGACUAUUUGCUCGGAGACGUGGAGGGAGACGAGGAUGAGCUGUAUAUGGUCGACCACGAGCAUCCCCAUCCGGAGGAGCAGGAGUACGUCCUUCCCCAGGAGGCCUUCCCGCUUCGUCAUGAGAUCACAGACAACCCUUCGGCCCUGGACCACUUACAGGAUAAAGCCGACUCUCCUCACGUGAGCGGGAACGAAGCUGAGACCAUGUCCCUCACUCCAGUGGAGUCCUUCUCUCUCAUUUCUAUCUCUCACGCGCUGUAUGAGAACCGCCUCCCCACUGACUUCUUCAACCCCACCGUCCGCGACAUGCUGUGCUUCUACGCCCAGCAGGGUAAGUACAGAUGGCCGCUUCCGUUGUCACCGAGAUAG
Messenger RNA from Nanorana parkeri, 1948 nucleotides. RefSeq names its product WD repeat domain 24 (gene WDR24). Gene Ontology annotation, biological process: positive regulation of TOR signaling. The transcript has 10 exons. Gene Ontology annotation, molecular function: protein binding. Lineage: Eukaryota; Metazoa; Chordata; Amphibia; Anura; Dicroglossidae. Bases 41 to 1948 code for a protein of 635 amino acids. The record is from RefSeq and is a predicted model, not a curated record.